This is a messenger RNA of Malania oleifera, 1770 nucleotides long. RefSeq names its product zinc finger BED domain-containing protein RICESLEEPER 1-like. The coding region runs from base 1 to 1770 and encodes 589 amino acids. The transcript is spliced from 8 exons. Gene Ontology annotation, molecular function: protein dimerization activity. The record is from RefSeq and is a predicted model, not a curated record. NCBI's taxonomy places the organism in Eukaryota, Viridiplantae, Streptophyta, Magnoliopsida, Santalales, Ximeniaceae.
AUGGGUCUUGCUGGUCCAGCUGCUGGUCGAAACUUGCAGUAUCUCAACAUUAGUUCAGCUUCAAGAACUCAACUUGGCCGCCCUUCAUUGUUUCCUUGGUCGAGCACUUGGUCAAGACCUACAUUUUCACCUUUUUCAGUUUUCAAUUUCACGCCGCCGCCCCCCUCCCACCUCCUCCUCUUCGUCUUCCUCAAUCCUCAUUCCUCAGUUCUUCAUUCCGAUUGUGUGUCGUCCGCCGUGCGAGCCUCCCGCCUCCACCUCCUCCUGCCUCAUUUUUCUUUUUCUCUUCUCGGCUCUCGCCUCUCGCCUCUCGCCUCUCGUAUGUUUGAAUUUGGGGACAACGCAAGUCUUAAUACAACUCCUUGUCCGAGCUCAUGCCCGAGUCCAAGUCCAAGUCCAAGCAUGAAUACAGAAUCAGUAAAUAAUGUUGCUACAGGAACAGAAUUGGGUGAGAAGAGGAAAUUUAAAUCAAGAUCAGAGAAUGAUAGUUACAUGUGUCUAAUUGUGCAUUUUGUUGACAUUGAAUGGAGGUUACUUAAAAGAAUUUUAAGUUUUGGUCCAGUUCCUAAUCAUCGAGGGGAAGUGUUAGGUUUUGCUAUUGAGAAAGCUUUGUUGGAUUGGGGAAUUGAUAAAGUUUUUACUAUUACUGUAGAUAAUGCAAGUUCUAAUGGUACAGCCAUCAGUUACUUAAAGAGGAGGGUGAACAAUUGGAAGGGUAGUGUGCUCAAUGGUGAGUUCAUGCACAUGAGGUGUGUUGCACAUAUCAUUAAUUUAAUUGUGCAAGAUGGAUUGAAACUUGUGGGAGAUUCUGUACUUCGAAUUAGGCAAGCAGUAAAAUAUAUUAGGCAAUCACCUGGUAGAACUGCUAAAUUUAAAGAGUGUGCAAAUGAGGAAAAGGUUAAUUGUAAAAAACAUUUGUGUUUGGAUGUGCCUACUAGAUGGAAUUCCAUAUAUAUGAUGUUGGACACUGCUCAAAAAUUUCAAAAAGUUUUUGAUAGAUAUGAUGAAAAAGACCAAGAUUUUACACUUGAUCUUUCAAAAGAUGGUGGAAAAGGAAAGCCAAUGGAAGAUGAUUGGGAUAAUGUGAGGAAGAUGGUGCAGUUCUUAGGAUGUUUCUAUCACUUCACUUUGCGUGUUUCUGGUUCUAAUUAUGUGACUUCUAAUACUUUUUUCCAUGAAAUUUGCAUGGUGAAGGAUGUUAUUUUUUCAAUGUAUGAUGAGUAUAAAAAUGGGGGUAGACAAUUCCAAUGCAGUGGACCUAAUGGUAAAACUACCGAAGCUAGCUCUAGUUCUUCUAGUCGUAUCACUGGUAUGGACUAUGUGGUGGAUGAUGACGAACCAACAAUGAAGAUGAUGAUGGUUAUGCUAGAUAAAUUCAAGAGGCAUAGGUCAGAAAAAGAAGGUGGGGAAGGCAAAAGUGAUCUUGAGAGGUAUCUUUCUGAGGAACCUAAAGAGGGUAGUCAAGAAUUUGAUAUUUUAGGAUGGUGGAAGAUAAAUAAUCCAAGGUUUCCUAUCCUUUCACAGUUGGCACGUGAUGUUUUGGCUAUCCCCAUAGCUACUAUUGCUUUUGAGUCUACAUUUAGUACGGAAGGUCGUUUUCUUGAUUCUUUCAGGACAUCAUUGACUCCUAAGAUUGUGGAGGCUCUUAUAUGUUCUCAAGAUUGGUUGCGGAAUUCACCAUUACCAGUGAACUAUGAAGAAAGCCUUGAAGAACUUGAUAAACUUGAGAAAGAAUUUGAUCCAAUUGGCAUGGAUGAUUUAUUGGAAUGA